AUGGAGGUCCAGACGCCCAGCAAGAAAGGUGAGUACAUAGAUCAUCUGCUUCGAGACAUGGCUUCCAAUAAGGGGAAGUUAAAGAGGAAGGACAUAAUGAAUAAAAUCGAGUACUACGUAGGGAUAUUAACAAAUAUAAAUUUGAAACUUGUUCACAAUAAGAAUUACCAAGUGGUGCAUCUAGUGCUGGAGGUUCUGUUGACAAAUGAGGUGCAUCUAGAACCCAUGAUUUUGGACAAAAUUUUGGCUUGCCUGAACCUGAAGCAGAUUUUGCAGAAGGAUGCAAAGGUGAAAAUUAGAAAUAUUAACAACAUUUUGCUCCUCAUUAGUCGGAAGAGCAGGAACAACUUGAACGCGACUAAUUUGUUUAACCUGCUCUUCGAUGCUGUGGCGCUGUUGCUGGAGGCCUUUUGCGAGGAGGACAUUUACAGUGUCUCCCGGCGGGUGGACUACACGCUGGGAGGGGGCAAGAAGCAGCAGCGUGAGGAAAGCGAGGAAGAGGAAGAAGCCGAGGAGGAAGAAGGCGAUGAAGCAGAGGGCGUGAACGAGGAAGACACAGAUGACACAGGUGACGACCCUCCCAGUGAACCUCUCACCGAUGCGCUUCAAACCCGAAAGCCCAAACGUGCAAACGAGGAGCCAAUCACCCCAAGAGAGGGCUGCAUCGAAUCGGUCAGUGAACCCCAGGAUGGUGACACCUCAGAAGGGAUUGCCAAAGAUGCCGCUAACCACGCCAACGAUGCGAAGAAGAGAAAAAAAGCGGACUGGUCGGAGCAGUGGGACGACUCCCCCGAAGACAAGCACCAGAACGUAGCGCGGAUAGACGACUACGUGGUGCACGUGAACAGUCUGUUCAGUCUCUACUUCAAGAAUUACAAACCUAUGUUAAACGAUGUGAAGAUAUAUGCGUUUUAUAGCAAUCUAUUCGGAUUGUAUACCUACGUGUAUGACUACAUAGGGUACGUGGAAGAGUUAGCAGAGAGAUGUCAAACGAAUGAAGAGAGUUCCUCUUGCCACUUCAAUUCAGUGCUGAAAAAUCUCUUAACUCUGAAGGGUCUAAUAAAGAAACAGAUCACCACGAGCCUGGAUAACAUAACGAAAGGGUAUUUUAAAAAUGUGUAUGGAUCCUACUUGGCCAGCAAGGAAGAGCUAAAAGUGAAUUACUCAUUUUUCCUUUUCCAGGAGAAUGAAAGGAUUUUGGAGGUCAUGUACAUUCUGCUCAAUAAAGUGUCAAAUGAGAAACCCAGCUUCCGGUUCGAUCCUCAUGGGGACAAAUUGAUCUGCCCAUCGGUCACUCUGCAUAAGAGUAAAAGAGACAAACUGAUUUACUUCUUUAAGGAUGACUAUACUUCCAAUGAGAAGCAUCCCUUUUUGGGGAUUACUAAAAGGAGGGGGUGCUUUAAAGCCUUGGGUACUAUCAUCAAAUGGCUUCUCCUGAAACAGGCUACUGCCAAUUUGGCACAUGUGCAGACCUACUUCACCCUCUUCCUGUUAAUCCCCCAUUUUGAGUUGACCAUAUAUGGUAAGAACGUCAAAGGGGAGUAUGCCAAAUUGUUUAACUUUGCCACGUCAAGGAAGGGGGACACUCUCCGUGAGGUUAAUUCCUCCGUGGUAGACUCUGACGCAGAGCCAUCACUAGAUAUGAAGCCUCUUGGAGAACCCAAAGUGACGAUCCACAGAAACGCUGCUAGCUACUUCAAGUCUGUGCAGAUAAAAAUCGCACACACGAUGUGCCGCUUUGAAGAGGAUCUUCAUCUGAAUGAUCCCCAGAAGAGGUACAACAAUGUGCACAUCUUAGUAGAGUACUCAAAACUGAUUUACCGAUUUUUAAGGUACCUAAAUGGAAGGAGCAAUAUAAGAAAAGACACAUUCCUGUUUGUGAAUAUGGCAUACUUGGUGAAGUAUAAAUUUGACUGCUUAACGAAUGCUUACUUCGAAUUAAUGAGGGAAUCGAAGAGUGCGCUGCGGGAGUGCACUGCGGGGGGGGCUGCUCCUCUGCCGUCCACUCAGCAAUCUAGUCAGCAAUCUACUAAGCUGUCUACUCACCCCUCACACAGCUUCUCCCGCGAAAGAAUCUACAUCGGUGGGAAACCCCAUUUGUUACUGUACGAUAAGAAGUUCAGGAAUAUAUUCUGCACGUACCCACGUGGGAGAGCUCCCCAAUCGGAAGUGACCACACUAGACAAAGCCAACCGGAGUGAUCGUGGAGAAGACCCAAUUCGCCUGCUUCUCCUCCAACAGCGAAACGGAAAAAAGAAGAAAGAAAAGAAACAAAUGAUGGUCUAUUUGAACUACUUAAUAUACGUCAACCAGAUGAACCUCAUAACGGUGAUUCAUUUUGAUGUCACCCUGAGGACACUGAUCUUCUCGACGCUGUUCAAUUUCGCGAAAGGGAUCACCUCCAGCGGGAGGUACAGCCAGAGCAGCACGGGAAACCUCAACAUCGUCACUUCUUAUCACGUCAAUCCUCUCCAUGUUAACCACUUCGGGAGCCACCUACUGAGGACGGUGAUGACAAAGUACGUCGACAUAUUUGGGGUGAAGGGGCUCUUUAAAUUUCUGCACUACUACAUCGUUGGAAAUGUGAAUGCACAUGAGGAUCAUUCCAUGAGGAGCAUUCAUUUUUUGCAAAACUGCGUCGUAAUAGAGGUGUUUAAAAGGAGCGUGAAUAUAUGGGUCGACCAGGCGUCUACCAUUUUGGAGUACCUCAUCGAGGUGUACACUUACCACGUGUCUAAGCUUAGCCAAACGGUAGAAGCUAUAUUACAGUUAAGAGAGGGUGGAGGGGAAAAUGCUCGUAACGUUAUGGUUAGCAGCUCUCAACCGCACAGAUGGAAUCCCAUUGCCAGCUAUCCAUCGAUUGUCCAAAACGUAGAAACGUUAGAGUACAUAAUCUGCUCCUUCUUGAAGUCCAUUCCGAAGAAGAACAUAACUGAAGGGUUGCUCCCUCACGUGAAAGAAAUUGCAACUAUCCAUUUGACGAAGCUGAAGAGUGAAGUGACAUUUUAUGACAGAUUAGGCAAGGGCAAUUUUUCCGACACGAAGUUUGCUUACUCGGCCUGCAAAUUUUAUGUACUAUACUUUUUCAAUUAUAGCUUAUCCAGAGUGGCUAUGUAUUCGCUGCUCCAUAGGGAAGUAAAAACCGAUAAGCUACUGUCUCAUCCGUCUAUGCAGCACAUCGUUGCGAUGCUUCUGACCUCUUUCCCCACCGUCGAACCGAUGUUUGACCAAUGCGUUAGAGAGGACUGUUUACACGCCUUCUUCGACAUACUGCAGAUGAUUCUUCAGACGCUUUUUUUUUUCCUCUCCCUGGUGGAGCUGCGCGUCAUAGAUCUGGACCGCCUGGUCGAGCACCUCAAUCAAGUGCUCCGCGUCCUGAAGAAAAACGCCCUGGCGGAGUACCCCUACGCAGUGAAGAAAAAAAUCUCCAGACAGAUCGCCAACUUCUUCAUCUACAACCACGCAUUUCUAGUGACCACCUUCAGAGGAAGAGAACAAAUCGUCGAUACCAUUUACCAAGAAUUCACAAAAUUACUCUUCGUUGAUAUUGCCAUCAUGAAGAAUGAGCCGAAUUACGACUUCCUCUUUGACUACUUUUUCAUCAUAAGAGAAAACAAAACGGUUUGCAACUUACUGAAGGAGUUGUUCUCGUUGCACUUCAUUUUGAUGUUGGGAAAUUUGGACAAAGCUUCCCUUCGACAGAAGCGGGAAGGAGGGGGGAGGGGGAGAGGUUUCCAUGACGAAGGGGUGAUGCCUCCCCAAGAGGAGGCCUUUCUGUCCUCCCCCGUGCCCGCACUAGUUCGAAGGAACAGAACCCUCUCAAGUGAAAAUCACAAGUGGUACGAAAUGCUAAACUUGAAAAAAAAAUUAGAAUCCCCAAAUGGGAGCAGCCUGUGUAGGGGCUCAAUCGACCAAUUUGACGAAAACAGAAUGAUGAGUGUUUUUUCUCGCAGAAGGAAGAGUAACCUCUUCGUUUUGUCCCCACUCAGAAGUAAACUCAACAGGGAUACCCCAAAUCUCGACGUAUGCAUUUUAAGUAACAUUUUCCCCCUGUUCAAUGGCAUAGAAAAAGUGCAAGACAAUCUAUACACUCUUUUGUGCAAAAUCUGUGGCGAUUUCUCCAACUACAAUGUGUACCGUGAGCAUAUUCUGGCCAACAUUCUAAUCUGUUUCUGUGAAAACCUCGCUGGAGAGGAGAGCCCGAAGCUGGGUCUGAGGGACUUACUCCAUUUUGUAAAGUUAUCGUUCCAGUUGAUUCAGAAGCAGAAGGAGUACAUAACCAGUGGCAUCUUCAGGACAGACAAAAUCAUUCCUCUGUUGAAGCUGCUAUUUCACAUCUUCUUCCUCUACAUCAGCCAGUGGACUGACAACUCGUUUGCGCAGAGGGGAGCGCACAAGAAGACGCACGUUGAGCAAAGCGCCACCGACACGCAGAACCUUCCGAGGGAGCCACCCCAAGGAUCUUCAAAGAAGAAAAAAUCGAGGACAUCCCCUCAGAGGAAAUCCAGAAAGGUAGAAACCUGCUUCGUCUUUUUUAUUAAGUACUUUCUCCUUCUGUACGAAUUGGUCGUGUCGAAGGGGCAGGAAGAAGGAUCCACCGCUACCCUAAGUGAUGACCACGUGGCGUACUUGACCAAUCAUAUGCAUGGAGGGGGCAGCCCAAGAUUCGGCAGUGAGGAGGUGCACAGUGGCCCCAGCCACGGGGUCGAAGGGGACGACAUAGGUGCGAUGCUGACUAAAUUGAAAGAUUUCCUUCACAGGAUUUUAAGCAGCGGAGGGGACGCUACGAAGGGUGGAAGCACGAAUAGCGGCAGAAAUGGUAGCACUGAUGGCAUCACCAGUGGAAGCCGCGCCGCUAUCACCGCUACCACUGCCCGCAUUAACGCACUCUUCCUCGAUAUGAUCGAACACGUGUUCGUGUCCUUCCUGCUGAGACACAACUUCUGGGAGGAGCCAAACAGCGCAGCUGUCGUCCAGGUGGUGAACGCGCUGAGAGGACUCCAAGUGGAACACAUUCUCCGCACAGGGAAUGAGAAGUACACCACCUUCCCCUAUAGCAUCCUUGCUUUGAAGAUUUUUAACCUGGCAAACAGAAGUGGUGUAGGAAGUACCUCCAUUUCGAUAAGUCCUGACGGUGGAAAGCAUGUGGUGGCCGAAGCGAAAGGGGAGAAGUUAAUAGGGUUGACCCCCGCGGACAGACAAGCGAAGAAACGGGCCAAACGUUCCAGGAGGAAGGACCAAAUAGCUAUGGACGAGGGAAAUCUCAUCCUCUUUCUUAAACUGUUCCUACCAGAUAGGCGGCGGAAUGGCAUAUAUAAAGACAGAGAUUUAAGUGUCCCAUCGAACGGAGAAGUAAAGCUAACUUCUCUCCAACUGUACGAUUUUUUGUAUCACUACAACAGCGUAUUGGCAGAAUAUACCCAUGAGCAUUCACUACACAUCUGCAUAAAGUAUCAAAACGUGAUUAAGAAUAUUUGCACGCUGUUUAGCUAUUCCUCCGAUGACGUAAAGAACAUUUUGACUUACGUCCAAGGAGAGAUAAAUAUGAGGUACUCAAACGAAGAAGCAGAAGGUUGCCUCUACCAUUUCAACAUACACAUAAUAACAUUGAUUUAUGUCAUUUCGAACAGUCGGAAGUUUUGCUCAGAGAUAAUUCAUCAGAGCAGGAGACCAACCGACUCCUCUUCCUUUAUCAGUUUGUAUCUCCUACUUAUUCGACAUGUCCAGACGUACUUGGACGUUGAAGUGGUGAUGAGGAGAAGCUCCUCCGUCCUCUUCUUACUGCUUCACCUCGUGUACAAGAUGUCGCAGCUGUUCGUGUUCUUCUUCGUGCGCCUCAAGGCGGAAACGCGGGACGGGAGCUACUCCAACCUCCUCGGAUUCGUAAGCAACUACUGCAGUCUGCUAGUCAGGACGAUGGACUUACUGAAAAAUCGCAUACGAAGCAGCAACGACGGCGCUGUGUCAAGUCCGGGAAAAUUUUUCAUAACGCAUUUUUACAUCCUAAAUAACUGUGACCUCUUCGAGCGAAAGAAGUUUUACCUGUACCUGCUCAGCCACCAGCUCUUUGUCCUGUUAUACGAGUUCUUCAAUAUACAGAAAAACGAACUCGCGGUGAAGUCCAAAAGGACGCUAAUGGAAGUGGCCACGAAGGGAGGGUAUGCGAUCAACUUUUUCUGUUCCUACGUGGACUCCAUUUUGUAUCUCGACAGCAGAAUGAACAAACUACUCCUCAGGAACGCCAACUUCCUCGUCACCUUCCUGCGAAGCAACAAGGCUAGCCUGAACUUGCCCCCAAUAGCUUUCCCCAUUGUAAUCAAAAUUGUGGACAUGUAUGAAUUCAUUUCGAAGACGAGUUCCAUGGGAGAGGACGAAUACGAAGAGAGAAAAUUUCUCAAAGGCAUUUUUAAGACCACCUUGUCUCUACUAGAAAAUAGCUCGAUUCAGUUUUGUUACACAUCUCUAACAGAUCGGAAGAGGGAAAUAUUUAACGCCCUAUCCGAGUAG
Messenger RNA from Plasmodium inui San Antonio 1, 6507 nucleotides. RefSeq lists its product as hypothetical. The transcript has 6 exons. NCBI's taxonomy places the organism in Eukaryota, Apicomplexa, Aconoidasida, Haemosporida, Plasmodiidae. The record is from RefSeq and is a predicted model, not a curated record. The coding region runs from base 1 to 6507 and encodes 2168 amino acids.